AAAUUGGGGAAGGGGAAAACGAACGUUAAAAUCUAAGUCUAAGUCGAAGUCAAGGAUGCGUGUCAGUGCGUUUCGGACGCACUAACAGUGAAGUUAGUCCGGACGGGGAGAGAAACUGAGAAAGAAGGCGUUAGGCCGCUCAUGAAUUCCCAUAUUUAGAUUGAUGGCCUAAGUGUAAUGAUUUUGUCAUGGAAGGUGGUCUUUUGUCUCUUAAAUGGAACAAUCACCGCUCAACGUUUUUCCAUGUUCUCUCCACUGUUAGGAAAAAGGAGUCAUACUGUGACGUAACCCUUGCUUGUGAUGGGAAAUUUUACCCAGUACAUAAGAUAGUACUUGCAACAUGUAGUGAUUAUUUUGAACAGAUCUUUGAAAGGACAAGUCCUAUGUGUAAAACUCCGGUGAUUGUGUUGAAAGAUAUUAGACAUGAGGACUUGGAAGCACUUUUGAAUUACAUGUAUGUUGGAGAAGUGAAUGUCCUCCAGACAGAACUGUCAGGCCUCAUCAAAGCUGCCGAGUGUCUGAGAAUCAAAGGUUUAGCUGUGCCAGACGAAGCUCCGAGCGAGCACGAGACAUUUCACGACAACAAAAGAAACAUAGGCAGGUCGAGUGAUGAACCCGAAUCGAAACGUUUGAGACCUGAAGUUUUAUCAGUGCCCCAAAGAACAUCCUAUUUAUUAAGUGAUAAAAAUGCGCGGGAUAGGGAAAUAUCAAGACCUCACAUAGGUUUCAGAGAGCCAUACAGAGAAUCACCAAGAGCUCUAGAUGCCCUUAACUUACCAAGUCCCAGCACCAGUCCCAUUCCUCCAAGCCCUGAUACUCGAACACCAAACUCUGGAACCGUAGAGCCAGCGUCUGAGGUGACUAAACUUUCAAACGAGUCCCCUGCUCAAGAGUCAAAUACGAAGGGAUCAGGACUCUCCACCGCACAAGCGUCAGAAUCCUCAGACAGAGAGUUGGUUGUGGAUGAUAGAGUAGUUAAGGAAGAACCCCAAGAUGAUUAUUCAGAAGCUGAAGAAACCAAAGAAUCCAUUAGAUCUGUUGAAUCUGACUCAGGUGUUAGUUACCCUCUUCCAGCUGGGGAUCACAGUAACAGCAAUAUAUCAGGGAAAUCUGAAAACACGGGUUUUAUAAGAACCAGCCAACCACAAACGAUGGAGGAUCUCGUUGCACACGUUCUUCCUGGCACAUCGGGUCUUCAAGGGAACUCUUGGGAGGGUAGUGAACGCAACCUCCUAGGAAGACCCUUUGAAGGUUACUCUGGCAGCCAAGUGAGAGGACCACAGAUGGAUGGAUCCUUGCUGUGGCAGCUGCAAUCAGCCCGUCUGGGAAGUCAAGGCGUCCCUUGUCCUAUCUGUGGCCAUGUAUUUGAUCAUAAACAUAACUUCCUGAACCACUUCAAAAUCCACACGGGAGAAAAACCGUAUGCUUGUAACUUCUGCUCCUAUCGCACAAUUCAAAAAGGAAACCUCAAGACGCACGUACGGAAAGUGCAUAAGGUGGACGUCUCGAAUCCUGAUAAGCACUCACCAGACUUUGUGGAUAAACCUACUUGAUAAGUGCAGAUUACUAUACUAUCUAUCUUUUACAAUAGCUUGUAUUGUACCCUGGAGGUAUGUUUUUAUUAACAAUGGGUGUGCUGCUGCUGGCAUGAAUUGGAAAACUUGGCAUGUCCCACAAAACUCGAAUUGGUACUAUGCACUCGGAUAGUUAUCAAUCUAUUAUAGCUGAUCUCGAGCACCUGUCUUACAGUUUAUCUCCAGUGUAAACGCCCAGUAGAAAACAUUUAUCAUCCUAUAAAGUGGUUUUACAUUUUUACAUACCACUACAACAAGAGACACAGUGAAUGGAAAUUCAGUUUAGCAUUGUCCAUUUCUGUUAAGAUUAAUACUGUACGUAUUGGUUAAAUUCUGGUAACAAGUAGAUUUCAGGUAUUGUUUAUCAUCUAAUUAAAUAUUGUGGUGCAUCUGAAAUAUCUCAAUGAAUUUGAUUAGACACUGUGAUAUAAUGUAUAUAGGUAAUUUUAUUUAUUUAUUUUUUUAUAUAAUUUUCAAUAUUUUUGGGGGUAUAACAUUUUAUUUAUCACUUGUAAGAUAUUUUAUUUAUCAUUUGUCAAGCUGCAUUGUAAGUUUCAUCAUGGUCAAUUAGAAUGAUUUUGGCUCGUAAAUAAUUGCAUUAGAAUAGAAGUGACUAUUAAACUGGUUAUUUUUAAAGGUAAAAAAAAAAAAGUUUUAUCUAAGUUGCAAUUCAUAAGAACGAUGUUAUAUACUAAUGCACAGUUUGAAGAACAACCGGUGUAUCUCUUGACUGUAGUCUUGUUAAACUACUUAAUGGUAAUUAUGUGAGGUUAAGAAAAAGUUUUUAACCUAUACAUAUUCUGUAUUGUGGAAUGCCUCAGUAUGAAUUGAAUACUGUACCUACUUGUUUUAGUUUUUCUGUAAUGAGAAAAUUUUGUGCAUAUUUCUGAUUAUUGUGUUUCAGUAAAACCUGCCAAUGAAACUUGUGAAAUGUACCUGUAAUCCAGUGCACAUUGAUGAAUAAUAGAAAGACAUAAUAUUAGUAUAAUGCAUCUGCCAGUUAACUUCCGCAAAAUCUCGAACCGAUAUUGUAUAAUAUCGCAUAAUAACAAUCUCGUAUAAUUAAGAUAGCGCAUAAAUCGUUAGAAUUCAAUUGGAAGUAAUAUUAGCCUAGGAAAAACUCAUUGCAAGACUGUGAGAAAAUUUCCAUUCUGAGUCAUGUUAUAAUUAAUAAUUGUCUAUUGUGUGAUGGUUGGGUACCAUUUCAUCACUUUCCUUGUGAAUGAAAUCAUAAGAAAAGUGACGCUUAAAAGUCAUAUAGCCAUUGUUAGCAUAAGAACUGUAAAUUACGUACGUUGUGUUCGUUAAGCCUUCAUGGUUGAAUGAAUUCUGUAGGAUGACAAAGAUUGUAUAGACUGGAACAAAUUGAAUCUAUCUUGACAAUGAUUCGUCUUUUUGUGGGUCCUGUAUGUUAUAACUAUAAUUAAAUAUGCUCAUUUGUCAUAUUUAAAGGCUAGAAAUGCUUCGACUGUUUAUUCGUUAGAAAGUUUUUUUUAAUAUUUAUUUUAUUGUUAGUAUUGUUAUUCAAAGUUCAGAAAGCUUUCCAGUCUUACUUAAUAAGUUUAUUAUAUCCCAUUUUUACUAUAUUUAUGUCGCUUCUGAAGUUGGAGUAUGGUGUGUGUGUUUUAUCAUAGGAUAUUUUGUGUUUACUAGGCAUUAGUUUUUAUUCUUGUUUGUGUGGUGGACAAACCAUUACUUUAUUAAAUGUAGCAAUUGGUUACAACUUUAUUAAAUGUAGCCAUUGGUUACAACAAUAGAACCUGGCAAUGAUGGCAGAAUUUAUUAGGGUGUUGCCACCAUGAUCUUUUUCCAAACCCACCCAAAUGACCUUUGGGGUGAAUGGGGGGAUAAUAAUGCGACAUGAGGUGGUGUACUUCAAGAAAAAUGCUAGAUUUCUUUAUUAUAUUUUGGAUAUAUACUGUGCUUCUUUUAGAGCUCUCCACUUUUUAGGGGCCUCCAAGUCUGCCAAGUAUCAAAAAUUCUCUUAUACUUUUAUGGACCAACAUUAGUUUUACCAAGAUUCAGUACUGAACUAACAAAUUAUCUGCACCAUUGAGAGCAAACUUUAGUCAUGGCCAUCAGCACGAGUUGAAGAUUUGAUCAUGCUCAUCUGGGAUGAAGUACCUUGUUAACCACAAGGUAGGUGCCAAAACUACUCCCUCCCAUAACUUGCAAUUUGGAUGUUAUGUUACAUUUUCUUAAGAAUGCUGUAUUUCAAAUCCAGAGAGUGUGAGGGAUGAUCGUGAAGACCCUUUAAUCAAGACUAGCGUAAUGGUUAUUACCACUCUCAUUGUUUUUAUGACCAUCUUACUGAUAGAUUGCUUUCACAGAGUUGGGUAAAGAGGGAGAAGUAGCUGAUAGGUGUAAGAUUGUCAAGGUCUUCUUGCUCAGUUGCAGAUUGACCAAGAGGACCCAUUUGAACUUGAGUGCUUUCAGAGCUGCAAUGUAUCGAUGCAUUUUAUCCUGGAUUUUAAAGUUGACAAAUUGUUGGAAAAGCAGGCAGUAAAAAGAAUUUUUUUUUUAGUUCAUAAAUGAUUAAGAAUAGAGCCCCCAUCAUAGGCCAAGUCUGUUCAGUCACUUCACUCAGCAGACCCCUGAAUUAACAAUUAUACUAGUAUAUAUCCAUUGAUUCUUGAAGAUGAAGCUGAGAAGAAAAGUUUUUCAGUUCUGGUCCUGUGAUAUCUGAAUCUUAUGUUAUUGUUCUUGUAGUUGUUCAAGUUACUACCAGGCAAGUUUUACAAUGCAUAAUUACUAGGCUGUCCCCACUUAUCAGUGGCAUUGGUUAACAGAGUUGUUUUACAGUGUUGUUAACCAGAUUUUCGGUGCUGGUUUAUUGGCGUCAGCAAGUGAUUUUCGGCACCGGUAAGCAGUUUAUUGCAGGGAAUAUUAACAAUGUUUUGAACAACACAAUAGCAGUAACAUACACAGGAAAAUCAAGCAGAUAUCUGUUACAGACUACAAAAAUACCUCUCAGAAUCAGUUUUAGGUGUAUUCCAGAAACAUUAUCCUUAUCUGUCUUAUCUUGAAGGAAACAAUUUUAAGUUUCUCAUAUAGAGUAUGGCACCUCAGAAGUGAAAGUAUAACAUGAGCUGGAAACAGUAUGUCUUUUUUUUUUUAUGGCUUUUAAUAGGAUAUGAUUGCUGUCUUUCUGUUGAUGCUCAUAUUUCAUAUUAAAUAGCUCACUGUGACUGUAAUACAACAUACUCUACCUCUGACUAGCAUUAUUGCAUCAACCUUUCAUUAAGCAGAUUUCAAUAAAGCUUAAAAGCAAUUUGCCCCAAUGCUUGAAAGGUAUUUUGUCUGCAAGCUACAAGAAAGUUGCUUUUGUUGAAGGCUGUUAUAAUACUUGACACUUGCAGGUGUCUGACACUAACUUCACCAGGCAUGAGUCAGAUUUGCAAUUGAGGCAACGCAAAAUUGUACUUUUUCAUUCUUGUCUUACUGGCAAACUACUACAUACUACCUCAGAGAAAAUGAGAUGUUGUCUUGUCUCAUUUAUCAAAGGUUAUAGGGUAGCUAUCUCACAGGGUUGCCAUCCCCCUUGGUAGAUUUGAUGAUACUGCUGGAUAUGAAAGCAUUACAGUAUUUUAAAAUAGGACCCAAUUCUUGUCUUAUAAAGCUAACAAGAUGGGCAUGCGUCUUUAAAGAACUUGACAUUCAGGACAGUCUUUCUGUUAACAUUUGUCUUUGAGCUACUCGGAGGUAUUCUUGGGUAAUGUGCAUGAAAGGAUAAAACUCUGUAGCCUUUAACUUUUACCAUUGCUAAGACCCAACUACAUGGUUAUCUUAACAACUUGUUUGAGGCUUAAGCAAUUCCCAUUUAAGCUUAUUUUGUAGGAAAUAAUGAGGAUGAGCAUAUGCUUGUAUGUGGUUCAGGCUCCUGAAAGGACCCAUAGAAGUAGCAAGGCCUCUAAUUAAUUGGUAUAUCAGUAACAAAGAUAUUGGCAGUUAUCUCGCACCCUUGAAGACAGAAACAAAUGUGAUCAUGGGAUGUGAAGAGGGUUCCCCUUCUUAUGAGUACAUGUAGUUCUCAUCCACUUGGACUCAGAAGAAUUUUUACAUUAAUAACACAUGUGCCAGUAGUACUAAUAGGGUGUGGCGAGUACUACUAUGUACUAAUUUUGUGAACAUACAUAUAGCAUAUUGCACUACACCAAAGUUCCUCUUGGGUCACCUUCAGUUUACUUUAAAGAACAAAGAGGUUGUGGGUGAGGAAAAGGCUGAAUUCAACUCCAAUUUCUGUGGUACGUAGUCCUUGCCUUCCAAGGAUAAGCUGUUCUCUUAUUCAUGAUAUAUGAAUUAUUCCUCACACUAGAAGGAAGGCUAAGGAGAAAGCAGUUUUGUAUUUGUAUAAAAGACGUGGCAAAUUAGUUGUAGACUUCAUUUUUAGAAUUGCAUUUUUAUUUGAAUACGUAAUAUAAUGUAGUGAAGUACUGUACUGUACAGUAUUAGUACUAGAAAGCAUUUUUGUAAAUUUGUAUUGUAUAUUUUAUUGGUAUAGCAUAUAGACUUCAACGAAUAAUGGUAGCCAAAGCUUGUAGUGUAGUUAUGUACUUGUGCUAUUUUUAUUACAGAUUAUGAACUCAAUUUAUUUUAAGUAGAAUACUCCAGCCCAGUAAUAGCUAAGAGAGUAGUAAAUGGUUUAUAAGUCUUGUGUAUUAUUACAAUUUGAUCAUCAGGUUACCUAACUGCUAUUUUAAGGACCACACUGUUCUGGUAUUGUGCCAAUAGAAAAGGAAGAAUAUGUACAGUAUAUUAUAAUUA
Messenger RNA from Macrobrachium nipponense, 6338 nucleotides. RefSeq names its product longitudinals lacking protein-like. Bases 189 to 1553 code for a protein of 454 amino acids. Gene Ontology annotation, cellular component: nucleus. Gene Ontology annotation, biological process: regulation of transcription by RNA polymerase II. The record is from RefSeq and is a predicted model, not a curated record. Lineage: Eukaryota; Metazoa; Arthropoda; Malacostraca; Decapoda; Palaemonidae. Gene Ontology annotation, molecular function: protein binding. The transcript has 6 exons.